GCACACCCAGUCCUUAUCUUCCACUCCGUUGUGAGAGACGUGUUGCCUGAAAAUUUACAAAAUAAAGGUGACUUAUCAAAUUGACAUUGCGAAAAGCUCUGUGCGAAACGAUGCCUCGUCCCACACGUGAGUCAUAUGGAGAUCAGAAACCACCGUUCUCAUAUAUCGCCCUGACCGCCAUGGCCAUCUGGAGCUCCCCGGAGCGCAUGCUGCCGCUGUCGGAGAUCUACAGGUUCAUCACCGACCGGUUCCCGUACUACCGGCGCAACACGCAGCGCUGGCAGAACUCGCUGCGGCACAACCUCUCGUUCAACGACUGCUUCGUGAAGGUGCCGCGGCGGCCCGACCGGCCCGGCAAGGGCGCCUACUGGACGCUGCACCCGCAGGCCUUCGACAUGUUCGAGAACGGCUCGCUGCUGAGGAGAAGGAAGAGGUUUAAGCUGCACAAAGGGGAGAAGGACAGUCUGAACGCUGAGCUGGCAGCGCUGGCGAGUUUCAACAGAGCUUUUCUGGCGAGGCAGGCGGGUGCGCCGGGUGGGAGUAUGCACAACGGGAGUUUGUAUUCGCCGGCUGCGUUGUGUUCGCGGCCGAGCCCGGAGCCAGUGGAGGGUCCUGAUACGGCGGCGCUGCUGCCGGCGUGUCCGAGGCCGCGGCGCGCGUUCACGAUCGACGCGCUGCUGGAGCCGGAGCCGCGGCGGCUGUCGCCCUCGCCGCCGGCGCCGCCGCCGAUGCCGCCGCACUGCCCGCUGCCGCUGCCGCCGGCGCCGUACCUGCUGGCGGCGCAGCGCUACCACGCCGAGCUGCUGGCCGGCCUGCAGCAGUCCUGCCUUCCACCGUUGUGGACGUGGAGGGACACCAGUCAAUUUUCACAUUAUACGCUUAAUUCAUGAAUGGUAUGACGUCGAUGUAACAGAUCGAUCUCAAAAGUAGCUCUAGCUAUAAGAAAAUUCCUAGAGACAGUUUAACACGUAAACUAAAAUAAUUAGAAGAAUAGUAAAGACAGUACCUAGUGCCGACGGUGAAAGAAAGUGUCGCACUCUUCAAUCUAAGUGUAAAGUGAGUCCUAUUGACUGGAGGAGUGAGAUGACGAAAUUGGAGGUGGAUAUUGAGAACUUCUCAAGAUCAAGUAAGGACAUCUAAUAAACCUAAUUAAACUUAUUUUAAAUAUUAUUUAAUAGAUAAAAAUAUUCUUGAAACUGUGAUAUUAU
Ostrinia furnacalis (Asian corn borer) is the source of this 1208-nucleotide messenger RNA. RefSeq names its product fork head domain-containing protein FD4. The transcript is spliced from 3 exons. The record is from RefSeq and is a predicted model, not a curated record. Gene Ontology annotation, biological process: cell differentiation; anatomical structure morphogenesis; regulation of transcription by RNA polymerase II. Lineage: Eukaryota; Metazoa; Arthropoda; Insecta; Lepidoptera; Crambidae. Gene Ontology annotation, molecular function: DNA-binding transcription factor activity, RNA polymerase II-specific; RNA polymerase II cis-regulatory region sequence-specific DNA binding. The coding region runs from base 111 to 890 and encodes 259 amino acids.